This is a messenger RNA of Oryza sativa Japonica Group (Japanese rice), 1765 nucleotides long. RefSeq names its product anthocyanin regulatory Lc protein. NCBI's taxonomy places the organism in Eukaryota, Viridiplantae, Streptophyta, Magnoliopsida, Poales, Poaceae. The record is from RefSeq and is a predicted model, not a curated record. Gene Ontology annotation, molecular function: protein dimerization activity.
AUGGAAGAGACCCCGCUGCCAUCCGGGAAGAACUUCAGGAGCCAGCUUGCUGCUGCAGCGAGGAGCAUCAGUUGGACUUAUGCCAUAUUUUGGUCCAUUUCAACCAGCUGUCCAGGAGUUAUGACUUGGAAGGACGGCUUCUACAACGGGGAGAUAAAGACGAGGAAGAUCACGAGCUCCAUGAACCUCACGGCCGACGAGCUCGUCCUGCAGAGAAGCGAGCAGCUAAGGGAGCUCUACGACUCUCUCAUCUCCGGCGAGUGUGGCCACCGAGCGAGGAGGCCCGUCGCUGCGCUGUCGCCGGAAGAUCUCGGGGACACGGAACUGUACUACCUCGUUUGCAUGACCUACGCCUUCUGUCCCGGCCAAGGGUUGCCAGGCAAAAGCUUCGCAAGCAAUGAAUAUGUUUGGCUGUCAAACGCUCAGUCUGCAGAUAGAAAACUAUUCCAUCGCGCGCUCAUAGCAAAGAGUGCAUCUAUUAAGACAAUCGUCUGCGUGCCAUUUAUCAUGCAUGGUGUCCUUGAGCUCGGGACCACUGAUCCGGUUUCGGAGGACCCGGCUCUCGUCGACCGUAUCACGGCGUCGUUAUGGGAUACGCCGCCCCGCGCGGCGUUCUCGUCGGAGGCGGGAGUCGCCGACAUCGUCGUCUUCGAAGACCUCGACCAUGGCAACACCGCCGUCGAAGCGACGACGACGAUGGUCCCGGGGGAGCCGGAGCCUCACGCUGUAGCCGGCGGCGAGGUCGCCGAGUGCGAGUCCAACGCCCACAACGACCUCGAGCAGAUCACCAUGGACGACAUCGGCGAGCUCUACAGCCUCUGCGAGGAGCUGGACGUCCUCGACGACGACAGUAGCAGCUGGGUUGCGGAUCCCUGGUCGUCUUUUCAGCUAGUCCCGACGGCGGAAGCUACUGACGUCGACGAUGCCGUCGUCGCCGCUCUAGGCGCCAUUGAUGGAUCUUGCAGGCCGUCGCCGUCGAGUUUUGUGGCGUGGAAGAGGACGCCGGACUCGGACGAGGUGCAGGCCGUGCCGCUCAUCAGCGGAGAGCCGCCACAGAAGUUGCUGAAGAAAGCUGUCGCCGGCGCCGGUGCCUGGAUGAACAAUGCUGACGGCAGCGCGGCGACGAUGACGACUGAUCAAGGAAGCAGCAUCAAGAACCAUGUCAUGUCAGAGAGAAGGCGCCGGGAGAAGCUCAAAGAGAUGUUCUUGAUUCUUAAAUCAGUCGUCCCAUCCAUUCACAAGGUGGACAAAGCAUCAAUUCUAGCAGAAACGAUAGCAUACCUCAAAGAGCUGGAGAAAAGGGUGGAAGAGCUGGAAUCCAGCAGCCAACCAUCGCCGCGUCCAAUGGAAACAACAAGAAGAAGAUGCUGCAAGAGCACCGGCAAGAAGGUUUCUGCAGGAGCCAGAGCCAAGAGAAAGGCGCCGGCGCCGGAGGACACCGACGGGGAGCGGCGCCAUUGUGUGAGCAACGUGAACGUCACCAUCAUGGACAACAAGGAGCUUCUCCUCGAGCUGCAAUGCCAGUGGAAGGAAUUGCUGAUGACGAGAGUGUUCGACGCGAUCAAGGGAGUCUCCCUGGAUGUCCUCUCGGUGCAGGCAUCAACAUCGGAUGGUCUCCUUGGACUGAAGAUACAAGCUAAGUUUGCCUCACCUGCUGCCGUCGAACCUGGGAUGAUUACAGAAGCUCUCCGGAAAGCUAUAGCAAGCUAGCUAGCUACUCCCUCCGUCCUAAAAUAUAAACACUUUUAGACUUCAAUACAGUCUU